CAGAGUGGGAGUGGCAGCAGCAAUCCCGGCAACAUGCUGAGCUGUCCGUUUUGCGUCAUGCUACAAGUAAAGCGCUUUCUUCUCGGAAACCAAGCUUCAACUAUAUCACCUGCGCUACAUCGACAACGAUGGUGGAUGCGAGCUAUACGAAGUUGGCGCGCAUUUAUCGACACGUGAUGAGUGCGGCAUCAUGGAUCAAGGACCGCCCGGUCUUUCCACGCGUCGCGGGUCCAGAUAUCGCCUCGACAUCAGUGACAUCGUCACGUGACUUUUAAGACACCUAUAAAGACACCUGACGAGCACUGCUUCACCAGUGGGCAUGGCAGCAGCCACCCUUGCAACAUGCAUGCUCAGCAGUCCUUUCUUUUUUUUUUUUUUGCCUCAUACUACAGUUCACGGCCAUCCUACUCAGUACGGAUUUGAACUACCGCAUGCACUAGAACGACUGCCCACGUGAUCUACGCACUUGGCGUGCAUCCAUUGGCACGUGGUGAAUGCGACGUCAUGGACCGACCGCACCUUCCAUCCGUCAUUCGUCCAGGUUCCUGGACAUCAGCGACGUCUAGUAACGUGCCUGUUCGGACAGCUGUAGUAAGACACCCAACGAGCCCGGCUUUACCGGUGCACAGUGACAGUCACUUUUGGUUCACGCAUACAGGUCAGGGACGCGUGAACCAGCUGGGUGGCGUGUUCAUCAACGGCCGGCCGCUGCCAAACCACAUUCGACUCAAGAUCGUCGAAAUGGCCGCUGCCGGGGUUAGGCCUUGCAUAAUCUCCAGGCAACUCAGGGUGUCACACGGGUGCGUCUCCAAAAUACUCAACCGUUACCAGGAAACGGGCAGCAUCCGUCCCGGGGUGAUAGGCGGCAGCAAGCCCCGUGUGGCGACCCCCGACGUCGAGCAGAGGAUCGAGCAGUACAAAAAGGAAAACCCGAGCAUCUUCUCGUGGGAGAUCCGCCACAAGCUCAUCAAGGUACGCGACGGCGUGUGCGACAAGACUUCAGCGCCGAGCGUGAGCUCCAUCAGCCGUGUGCUGCGGGGAAGCCGAUACACCGGCAGCCCCGACGACUCGCCGCAACGUGGCGGCAGUGACGGCGAAUGCGCCAAGAAGGCCGACCACAGCAUCGACGGCAUCCUCGGAGGCCGGCUCAGCGGUCUGGACAACGACUCCGACUGCGACUCGGAGCCGGGCCUGCUGCUCAAGCGCAAGACGCGCCGUUCGCGCACCACCUUCACCUCCGAACAGCUGGACGCCCUGGAGCGGGCCUUCGAGCGCACCCAGUACCCGGACGUGUACACACGCGAGGAGCUCGCGCAGACGACCAAGCUCACGGAGAACAGAGUUCAGGUAUGGUUCAGCAACCGACGCGCCCGCUGGCGCAAACAGCUGGGAAGCCAACCCGCAGGCGCCGCGUUCAGCAGCCAGCUGCUACAGGGCUACGCCCAGGCGGCAGCCGCUGCUCCAGUUGUCAGCGCAGCAGCGACGACGCACCAUCACCCGCACCUGGACUCCGGCAUGGCCUCCGCGGGGCUCCAGCACCACGACACCGCAGCAUGGCACCGCUCGCAUCAGUCUCUGGCAUCGUCGAACACUGUGUUGCAGCCAGGGUACGGCUCAUACGCGACCGAGUCCUGCAUCAACGGAGACCCUUUGCCUCAACAGGUGUAUGGCUUGCUCGCCGGCAACGGAAGCGGAACCGCGGGAGGCCCGUCCUCGCUGAGCGUGCCGGAUUUCCACAUCCCGGCUCUGAGUGCGGCCAACGACAUGGCCGCCUGGUCGCCCAGUCUCGUCAGCUCGACAGCAGCGCUGUCGGCCAGGGCCGACGCGCCGGCCGCCACCAGCGUCUUCGGACACCACGGGGCGUUCGGAGCUGCGGCCGCGUCGGACAACUUCGGUGGGAUGAUUGGAAACACAGAAGGGUUUAUUUCGAGCACAUUCAACAACCUGAACAGCUCUCACAGCGCAAUGGGAAUGGAUGUGAAGGCAACAUUUCCAUACGGAAGUCAGUUUGCUGCUGGAGCAAGUGCCAAUCAGAUGUGCAAGGAAUUUGACAUGCCAGCCACGGCUCUAGCAAGUCUGCGACAGAGGUCUCGGGAGCAUGCCGUUGCACUAGGACUUUUCUAAAACUAUGUGCUUCAGCUCUGCUCAUUCAGGAACACAAACGUCACUCCUGUACAAAGACAUACAUUUCCACACAUCUACAUCAAAAAACUCAUUUGUUUGUUGUGCAUGUUUGUACUUUUCUUCAUCCUCCAAAUAGUACAGUGAACUCAGUCUUUAUGUAUGACUGUUGCAUGAAAAGACAAUCUUGUAAAGAGGCCAUGCAACGAUUUUUAAAUGUGGUAAAUAAACUUGCUUGGUCACUGGGCAAUAUUGUCAAGAACAUAUGUGCCAAAUAGUUUUACAAAAGCUUCACAUAUUAUUUUAACUUCCUGUUUUGCUCAUAUGUGUAUGUCAUCUGCUGUAUUCAUUCAUUAACAUGUACAGCACUUCUUUGUUAAAUAAAUACCAUUACGUGCAAGUGGAUGACAUGAAAAUAAAAGAUAAACUUGCAACUUUUCCAUGUUUGUUUACUUGUAGAAACAGCAACAAUAGUGUACACUGAACAAGCACACAAUGGUGCUUUGUAGAAUCACUUCUCAAUCGGAGCCCUGGAGAGAUUAUUUUGAAUGCCAUUAGAAUUGACUCCUACAGGACACUACCCCUGCUGCUCAAUCUGCUCAGACGUAACAUUGCUACUAAUUGAUUGUAAUCAGUCAUAUGUGCCUGGUACCUAAACCAAGUAAAUUUUACUGCACAUAUUACAAUUAUUCGAAUGAAUAGCCCUGGCUAGCCCCACUAUGAUCUGGGGACCACAAGGUCACCAGGUUGGAUUCCACAAGACUACACUUGACCUGCACAAAUGCAGCGCUGAAACUCGAUAGUAUUGUAGGCACUUGUAUAUAUCUUAAGUUCGAUGCAUUGGCAAUGGCAAAGAAACAUGCCUACAGGGAAAGGAAUCGCAUGUGUCAUCUAAAUUUCAACCUCCCUUCUCCACUCAAUAGACCCUGUCCUAAUAUCAAAAUUUCCACAUCAGCUUCCCGGUCACAAGGUGACGAUACAUAUAUCAUUGAUUUCAUCUGAACCCUGCCCUCGCCAAUAACUACCUCUACUGCCUAGGACUGACCACCAACCCAUAUUGUGAUAACUGUGGUGUGUUAGAAACUAGUCUGCUGAGAAGGCAAUAAGGCCUAGUAUUCUUCGUAAAUAUAGUGCUUUUUGGGAACCGAAGCCCAUUCUACCGAAAUAAGAUCACUGGUAUCUGCAGCCUGCACAUUCCAACAAAAUGUAUUACCACCAUUUGUAAUGCACAUCAGGCAAGCUUUAAAAUUUUUUAUAUUAUCCUUGAAG
This is a messenger RNA of Dermacentor andersoni, 3390 nucleotides long. RefSeq lists its product as uncharacterized. The record is from RefSeq and is a predicted model, not a curated record. NCBI's taxonomy places the organism in Eukaryota, Metazoa, Arthropoda, Arachnida, Ixodida, Ixodidae. Gene Ontology annotation, molecular function: DNA-binding transcription factor activity, RNA polymerase II-specific; RNA polymerase II cis-regulatory region sequence-specific DNA binding. Gene Ontology annotation, biological process: anatomical structure development; regulation of transcription by RNA polymerase II.